Messenger RNA from Erigeron canadensis, 3521 nucleotides. RefSeq names its product protein SUPPRESSOR OF QUENCHING 1, chloroplastic. The record is from RefSeq and is a predicted model, not a curated record. The transcript is spliced from 28 exons. Gene Ontology annotation, molecular function: protein binding. Bases 62 to 3316 code for a protein of 1084 amino acids. NCBI's taxonomy places the organism in Eukaryota, Viridiplantae, Streptophyta, Magnoliopsida, Asterales, Asteraceae.
AUGAACAACACUUGAUCCAAACUGAAACUCGCACUCACAACCCGCCACACAAAACACAAAAAUGUCCUUACAACUCUUACCAAAUCCACUGAAAUCAUCAUCGUCCUCACACUUCACAAACUUAUUAUCGACUUCUCGGUCUUUCCAUAACCCCCGCACUUUCAAUCUCCAAUGGCGGUCAAAGAAAGUGAUUGCAAUGUUACCAACAACUACUGGGCCCACCAGUUCAAGAUUGAGGGUGAGAGCGAGGGCUGUUGCGAAUGUGACGGAAACCGAAUGGGGGAAAGUGGGUGCGGUUUUAUUUGAUAUGGAUGGAGUGUUGUGUAACAGUGAAGAAACAUCAAGGUUGGCUGCUGUUGAUGUGUUUAAGGAAAUGGGUGUUCAUGUUACUGUUGAUGACUUUGUUCCCUUUAUGGGCACCGGUGAAGCAAAUUUCCUUGGUGGAGUUGCUAUUGCAAAGGGUGUUGUUGAUUUUAAUGCUGAGGCAGCUAAGAAGCGUUUUUUUGAGAUCUAUAUAGAUAAGUAUGCAAAACCAAAUUCUGGAAUAGGUUUUCCUGGUGCACUUGAACUAAUUACCGAGUGUAAAAACAGUGGCCUCAAAGUAGCGGUUGCAUCAAGUGCUGACAGAAUCAAAGUUGAUGCUAACUUGGCUGCUGCUGGCUUACCAUUGUCUAUGUUUGAUGCCAUUGUCUCGGCUGAUGCUUUUGAAAACCUGAAACCUGCUCCUGACAUAUUCAUCGCUGCCUCAAAAUUUUUGAAUACCCCCCCAAGUGAGUGUAUUGUAAUUGAAGAUGCAUUAGCUGGUGUGCAAGCAGCCAAAGCUGCACAAAUGAGAUGCAUAGCUGUGACAACAACUUUGUCUGAAGAUACUUUGAAGGAAGCUGAGCCAUCACUAAUCAGAAAAGAAAUAGGAAAUAUUUCACUUAAUGAUAUUCUUGGUGGUGGCUCUAGUUACAUUAAUACAAAGAUGCAGGUUUCUCAAUCCAUAAACAAUACUGCAGAAAUCCCAUCAGAGGCCAAGAAGAACAGCGAUGGUGGGUCAUUCCAAGAUACAUAUUCUACCAAUGAUAUGGUCUUCUCUCCUGGCGGGUUUCAGGGUUCUCGGCGACAAAUUUUGAGAUAUGGAAGCUUGGGAAUUGCACUAUCUUGUCUCUAUUUUACCAUUUCAAACAUAAAGGCUAUGCAAUAUGCAUCACCAAAGGCUAUAUGGAACUUGUUAUUUGGAGGAAACAAUCCACCCUUUGGACAGAGUGAAGAUGGAACUCGUUCUUCACGAAUCCAGCAAUUUAUUAAUUAUAUAUCAGAUGUAGAAAGCAAGGGAAGCACAACACAAGUUCCGGAGUUUCCAUCUAAACUUGAUUGGCUGAACACAGCUCCUCUUCAGCUUCGUAGGGAUUUAAAAGGAAAGGUGGUUCUACUCGAUUUUUGGACCUAUUGCUGUAUAAAUUGCAUGCAUGUGCUCCCAGAUUUGGAGUUUUUGGAGAAAAAGUACAAAGACAUGCCUUUCACUGUCGUUGGAGUGCACUCUGCCAAGUUUGAUAACGAGAAAGACUUGGAAGCGAUUCGGAAUGCUGUAUUGCGCUAUGGAAUAACUCAUCCAGUUGUCAAUGAUGGAGAUAUGUAUAUGUGGAGAGAGUUAGGCAUUAAUUCAUGGCCAACGUUUGCUAUUAUCGGGCCAACUGGUAAGCUCCUUGCACAACUGGCUGGUGAAGGCCGACGGAAGGAUCUUGAUGAUUUGGUGGAGGCAGCUCUCAUAUUCUAUGGUAGAAGAAAGUUAUUGGAUAGCUCGCCAAUUCCUUUGAGUUUGGAAAAGGAUAAUGAUCCCCGUUUGUUAAAGUCACCGUUGAAGUUUCCUGGUAAACUGGCAGUUGAUGUCUUCAACAGACGGCUUUUCAUUUCAGACAGUAAUCAUAACCGAAUAGUGGUAACAGAUCUAGAUGGGAAUUUUCUAGUUCAAGUUGGGAGUACAGGAGAAGAAGGUCUACGUGAUGGCAACUUUGACAAUGCAAUGUUCAAUCGACCACAGGGUCUGGCUUACAAUGCCACGAAAAACCUACUCUAUGUUGCAGAUACAGAGAACCAUGCUUUGAGGGUGAUUGAUUUUGUUAAUGAGAGUGUGCAGACUUUGGCUGGAAAUGGCACCAAAGGUUCAGAUUACAAAGGGGGAGGAAAAGGGACUAGUCAGCUUCUGAAUUCCCCAUGGGAUGUGUGCUUUGAACCUGGAAAUCAGAAUGUGUAUAUUGCAAUGGCUGGCCAGCAUCAAAUCUGGGUGCAUAGUACAUUAGAUGGAGUUACAAGAGCUUUCAGUGGUGAUGGUUAUGAAAGAAACUUAAAUGGUUCAAGCUCCUCAACAACAUCAUAUGCACAGCCAUCUGGACUUUCUUUAUCACCGGAUUUGAAAGAGGCAUAUAUUGCUGAUAGUGAGAGUAGCUCCAUCCGGGCACUCAAUCUUCAAACAGGAGGAUCAAGACUACUAGCUGGUGGUGAUCCUGUGUUUUCAGACAACUUGUUCAAGUUUGGAGAUCACGACGGAAUUGGUUCAGAAGUACUUCUUCAACACCCGUUGGGCGUCUUAUGUGGAAAAGAUGGUCAGAUAUAUGUGGCAGAUUCUUAUAAUCACAAGAUAAAAAAGCUAGAUCCCGCAACCAAAAAGGUAACUACGUUAGCAGGCACUGGGAAAGCUGGCUUUAAGGAUGGAGCAGCUUCAUCAUCUCAGUUGUCAGAACCAUCUGGAAUUGUUGAAGCUGAUGCAGGGAGACUAUAUAUAGCUGAUACAAACAACAGUCUAAUUAGACAUUUGGAUCUCAAAAAACAAGAUGCACAACUUGUAACUCUUGAGCUAAAAGGUGUUCAGCCUCCUGCACCAAAAUCUAGAUCCCCAAGGCGCCUUAGAAAACGAACUUCGGCCGACACAGUAACAGUUGUAGUUGAUGGUGCUUCAUCUUAUGAGGGUGAUUUAAAUGUUGCCAUAUCAGUACCCGAAGGGUAUCAUUUCUCUAAGGAAGCACCCUCCAAGUUUAGUGUUGAAAUUGAGCCUGAGGACGCAGCUAUCGUUGAUCCCUUGGAUGGCAGUCUCAGUCCAGAUGGAACUGCACGUCUACAUUUUAAAAGAUCCUCUCCUUCAGCUACAAUGGGUAGGGUUAAUUGUAAGGUAUACUACUGUAAAGAAGACGAAGUUUGUUUAUACCAGUCCCUCGUUUUUGAAGUGCCUUUUAAAGAGGUAUUGCCAGAAAAUACCCCACAAGAAAUCAAACUUCCUUUUGUUGUGAAGCCAAAAUCACCAGAAGGUAGUUUACAGCUACCAGUUGCUCAAUGAUCCACACAUGCCAAUCUGAUGUAGGUUGUUCUCCACGGAGUGUAAUUCUUGUAUAAUCAUAUGUACGUAUAUGAGGAAGAUUUACUCAUCCAUUCAAGUCAAUUAUCAUAAUAUACUACUAUCUAAUAGGAUAUCAUUGUACAGAAUUACAUCAUAUGAACAAAUGAACCAUAUAUACAUGUAUACUUAUGUCUUUUUUUUUAAA